AGUGUAGUGUGGCUGUGCCUUCCAUCGUGGAUGGAUGCAAGUUGCUUAAGUUUGACUUUUUGCCUGCAUAUCAUAUAAUAUCCUCAACAAUUUCUACCGUUUUUUUUUCUUUUUCACAGUCAAAAUUUAAUCAAAAUCUUCUCAAUAUUUCUAAGUGUUUUUUGUUUUAAUAUAAUUUCCCCGUUUCCUCUCUGUUUUCGUGUUGCUUGGCAGUUUCCUUUGUUCUUUCAAUAACAUUAUUUUUUCAUAAAUUUCCCUUUCUUCUUUCAACGUCCGAUAAUUUCUGGACAAGUUCGUGACCUAAUCAUGUGUUUUACAAAAUGUAUGCGAGUUUUUAGUCACAAUUCUAUUUUAUAUGUAAUAUUUUUUAAUGAUUGUUGAAUAUACUUAAUUCUAACAAUAGUGAAGAAUUGUUGAAAAUUUACGUUCGAGAGCAUGAUAUGUGCAAUUCGAACUUUUAACAAUGAUGGAACCGUUGAAGAGCGACCGGAAACCCCUGACUCUCAAAUUUGAUGCAAAAGUGAUUAAGACGAGUGAACACUACACGAAUAUUUCUACAGAAUAUACUAAAUUCAGUGAGAAAUCUGUUAAUUUGGUCUUCAGUGAUGUCUCCUACAGCGUUCGGACUAAUCUCCUAUCAAGUAGGAGAAGAAAUUUGUUGUCAGGUGUUUGUGGAGAUUUUAGACCCGGGGAGUUGACGGCAAUUAUUGGUUCAUCGGGAGCUGGGAAAUCUACUUUGAUGGAUAUUUUGGCUGGUUUCACGACAUCCUCUGUAACCGGAAAUGUGAUGGUCAAUGGAGCGGAUCGUGAUUUAACUGCUUUUAGAAGAUCUUCUGUCUAUAUUAUGCAGGAUGAUAAUUUGCAACCGCUUCUUACUGUUCAGGAAGCGAUGGACGUUGCUGCUAAUCUCAAACUCAAUACUUCUUGUUCUGAAAAAAAUCGAAAUAUUGAUCAAAUUUUGGUAGCAAUGGGCCUUGCAAAGUCGAAAAAUACUCGUACUGGAAAACUUAGUGGCGGUCAGAGAAAAAGACUGGCAAUUGCUUUAGAACUAAUUAAUAAUCCACCAAUUAUGUUCUUUGAUGAGCCGACAAGUGGCCUAGACAGUGUGUCGUCAAAACAGUGUUUGGCACUUCUAAAAUUUUUGGCUCGAGAAGGACGAACAGUAAUAUGUACAAUUCACCAACCAAGUGCAUCUUUAUUCGAUAUGAUCGACCACCUUUAUGUGGUGGCACGAGGAAGUUGUGUUUACACUGGGGGUACACAAAAUUUAGUUAAUUUUUUAACAUUAUCGAAAUUAUACUGCCCAACGUAUCACAACCCAGCAGACUUCGUAUUAGAAAUAUGUAAUGGAGAUUAUGGUGAUCAUGUAGAAAAGUUAAUAAAGGCUAUAGAAAAUGGUAAAAAUAAUCAUUGGCGGUCGCCUGCAAACGAUGAUUUCUCAAAAAUGAAAGCAAUAAUUGACGCAAAUCUGAUGACUCCCGUUAGAGCACCAAAUCUACCACCUCCAAAAGAAUUAGUGCAAAGGCGAAUGAAGGGAAAAAAUUAUGCUUUACAUGCUACUGGUUUCUGGACGCAGUUGUAUGUUUUACUCAAACGAAAUGCAAUAAAACUUUCUAGAGACAGGGUCCUGACAUACAUGCGAAUUUCUAUGCACUUCUGGAUUGCUAUUCUCGUUGGCACUCUCAACUUUAAAAUUGGCGAGGAUGCAAAUUAUGCUUUCGACAAUUACAAUCUACUCUUCUUCAGUGUCAUGUUUCUCAUGUUCAGUUCAUUUAGUGCAACUCUUAUAACAUUUCCAUUGGAAGUACCAGUUUUGGCGAGAGAGCACUUUAACCGAUGGUAUAAGCUUCGUUCUUUCUACUUGGCCAAUAAAUUGGCUGACUUUCCUCUACAAAUCACAGCCACAUUUAUUUAUACUUUGAUAGUGUAUUACAUGAGUGGCCAAGUGCUGGAAGUAAAGAGACUCUUUCUUUAUGUUUUAAUCUGCAUCGCUAUCAGUCUAGUAGCUCAGAACAUUGGCCUCAUUAUCGGGAUAGUGAUGAAUAUUCAGAAUGGCGUCAUUUUUGGACCACUGAUAAUUCUACCGUUCACAAUAUUUAGUGGCUUUUUCGUACAUUUACACGAUGCACAGCCGUACUUACAAUGGUUGUUUCACAUCUCUUUCCUUAAAUAUGGUUUUGAAGGAAUAAUGGCUGCCAUUUACGGAUACGACAGAUUAAAGAUGAAGUGUUCAAAAGACUACUGCCAUUUUGCUUAUCCAAGUAAGCUUUUACAGGAAGUUGGAAUGAAGCAUGUUGAAUAUUGGUACAAUAUAGUCAUGCUGGUUGUAUUUUAUAUCAUUUUAGAUACAAGUGCCUUUUUGUUAUUAAGAUUAAGGCUCAAACAGAGAUUUAAUCGUUAGGACAUGAACAAGUACUUAAUUUAAAAUGUAUAGCUAGCUAAAUAUUAGAAUGCUAAUUAAGAUAUUUUUUAUCAUUGCUCUGCAUUUUGUAAACUUUGUAUCACUGAGUUAUAUAAUUAUUUGUAUGUACAUAUUAUUUUCCUAGUAAAAAUCCUAAAUAUUAUAACUAAAUACGACAGUUACCUUUUUAAUAAUAUUACUGUUUUGAACAAAAUUUUAUUUUAAAAGGACAAUACAUCAUCCACAAAACAGUUUAGGACAAAAUAUUUUUCUAUUUAAUUAUUACUAAGAGGCCCUUCAAAAUUUAUCUACGGUU
Molecule: messenger RNA, 2717 nt
Organism: Belonocnema kinseyi
Lineage: Eukaryota; Metazoa; Arthropoda; Insecta; Hymenoptera; Cynipidae
Product: ATP-binding cassette sub-family G member 4-like
Exons: 11
Coding region: 464-2401 (645 amino acids)
Cellular component (GO): plasma membrane
Molecular function (GO): ATP hydrolysis activity; ABC-type transporter activity; ATP binding
Source: RefSeq, a predicted model, not a curated record